GGUGACACCGGGGGCAGCAGGGCGGCUGGGCUCCCCCGGGGGGUGCCGCUCUGGUGCGGGGCUUUGCAGAGGGGGCACCCGGCUUUCCCCCCAACCCGACCGCGGUCUCUUCCCUGGCGUGGGGUCGUGGUUUGGCGGCGGGGGGGACUUUGCUGUCACCCGAGUCCCAGGGAACCGGGUUCCUCCUGCCCCGGGAAGCACCGGCAGCGCCCAACCACGCAGUCACUCUGGGCACGGGGCUCCCCAGCGGGGGGGCAACGCUCAGGAACCGCCGGGCGUUCCCCGCCAUUGCCCUGUCCUCGCUCCAAGGGGGAGGCGGGAAACGCUUCAUGACUUCCCGGGACAUUAGAAACGGGUUUGGUGUGGGAAAAGUGACGGGGGAGAGCUGAGAGGAGGCAGAGGAGGGGAGGUCGCAUUUGUCCUGCCGUGGGCAGCCCCCCUGGGAGCACCGCCCGGGCAGUGCUGUGCUGGCCAACCCACUUGCCACACAACGGAUGUCGUGGCCAAAAUCUGCUGAGCUGAGCACAGGAUCUGGCGCCCGCAGCCACCCCCGCGCCCAGCUUAUUGUCACUGGUGUCCUGUCCCUGUCCAGUGGCAGCACAACCCAGCUGUGACCACCAGCUCUGAGCCCCUCUCCGGACUGUACCUGGCAUGCCUCGGCCCCCCACCGCAGCCCCGGCCCUGCUCCCCACCUGCAUGCCCUCAGACAGCUGCCUGCUAGCCCGGGGCUUCCCGGGCCGUAAGCAGAUUCAGGUCCAGGGGAAUUUCCAUGUUUUGGCGUCAAGAGUUCUCCCCUGAAGCUGGUUCUUCCCCUUGGGGCAGGGUUUGCAGGCAGCUCACUGCCAAGGGACUGGGUUUGUGCCGUGGCCUCAAGGCCCUGCCUGCGCCACUGCCACCUUCUUCCUGCUGCUCCAGCAAGCCUCGGAGGACUCCCCCCCCCCCCCCCCGAAUUCCCGUUACUGCCUCUCCUUGGCUGUGCCGGCUCUGUAACCGGCUGUGGGGAGCGAUGCGGUGUGGUUAAACACAUACACAAAGCCCUGGCAGGGCUGCUCACCAGGGCUGAGCUGGCUGCGGGAUCCAUCAGUGCCUGGUGGCAUUAGCGAUCGGGAGCUAAUGACGCCUCAUGCAGCAGAGAGCUGUGUCCCGCUGCUGUGACACCCCUGGGACAUGCCCCCCAGCAGGUGUCCGCACCAGAGGGUCUGGGGCCCUGAGUGCGGUACGCUGCCAGGGAGGGGUGGGAUCCCAGCCGGCUCCCACGUGGUGUGGCUCUGCUGCCAGAUUCCAAAAAUAGUUCUAAUUAGGUGUUUGUCAAAGCGUCCCAGUCGCUGCCGGGGCUUUUUAAGGGUGAUGUGGGGCUUGCGCGUGGAUGGGGGGGGGUCUAAUCUGAAGUGUCGCUGCAGUAGCCCCCUCCUCGAGGCACCGUGUCCUGCACAGGACGCUGGAGAGGAGGGAACAGAGCGGGCACCCCCGGAAAAGGUGGGCAAGAGGUUCCUUUCCGACCAGCACUGGGCAGAAGGCGUUUUGCUGGGACCUGCAGCAGCCAUUUGGAGGAAGUGGAGGAAGCUCGGAGCCCGCGACCCUGGCGGAAGGCGGAGGACAGCCGCCGCCCCGUGCGCUCCUCGGAGCUGAUGUCCUCUCCCCUCGCCGGGCGGCCCUGAGGGGAGCGAUGUCUGCGGGGGGAGCGCCCCAGCCUGCCCAUGCCCUGAACCUGCUCCCUUACCCCAGGCUGAGCGAGGUGCCGAGAGCCGGACACGAGCUGGAUGCUGUUAGCACGGAGAUCCCAUCUGACCCCUGCACAGGCUACAGAUUUUUCAAGCCCGGUGGUUUGUUUGGUAUUAAACAGUCGGAGGAGCCGUACACUGAAGGCCAGCAGAUGCAGGAGGAGAGCAAGAUCCUUGUCAGCCCCUGUGCAGUUGAGCCUGGUCGAGUGAAUAAAGUCGAGCAGCCCGAGGAGAAACCCGGGGCAGCUGCUGGCUCCUUGGAGCUGUAUCCCGCAGCCGCCAGCAGUUCCGGCCGCUGGUUUCAUGGUGGGCAGCGUGUGCCUGAGCGGGCGAGCGUGGAGAGAGAUGGUGCCACCAGCCUCAGCCCGCUCUCCACCCGGGUGGCCUGCUGGGUGCCGCAGCUUGGUGCUGGCCCUUUCCGCUGCGCCCAGUGUGGGAAAGGCUUCCGCCAGAAGCAAAGCCUCAUCACGCAUGAGAGGAUCCACACUGGAGAGAAACCCUACAGGUGUGGGGACUGCGGGAAGAGCUUCAGCCAGCGGCCCAACCUCCUGACCCACCGCCGUGUACACACGGGUGAGCGUCCCUUCCCCUGUGCCCAGUGCGGCAAGAGCUUCAGCCAGAAAGCCAACCUCCUGGCCCACCAGCGCAUCCAUGCUGCUGGCGAGAAGGCACUGGCAGGGGGUGAGCAGGAGGAUGGGGCUUCCAGCAAGCCCAAGCUGCGAUCCCAGCAGAGGAAUUACCAGGAGGACACCCCUUUUGUCUGCCCCGAGUGUGGGAAGAGCUUCAGGCAGAAGCCCAACCUCAUCACUCACCGGAGGAUCCACACCGGCGAGCGUCCCUUCACCUGCUUCCUCUGUGGCAGGAGCUUCAACCAGAAAACCAACCUGGUCACCCAUUACCGCGUGCACACCGGGGAGCGCCCCUUUGCCUGCACCCAGUGUGGCAAGCGCUUCACCCAGAAAACCAACCUGGUGACACACCAGAGCACCCACACCGACCUCCGCCCCUACCCCUGUGGGCAGUGCCAGAAGUGCUUCAAGGACAAAGUCUCCCUCAAAGCCCACCAGAAGACUCACGCACCACGACAGCGGCGCUGCCCAGGCCGCAGCCCAGCCGCCGGCCUGCCCUAUGGCACUGCGCCCACCCUGCUGCAGCCCGGGGGUCCUGAGCAAGAGGGCCCUUUCAGCCCCAUGCCACCGCUGCCCAUUCAGAAGAUCCCUGAGGGCCAGGAGCUGUAUUCGUGUACGGAGAAGAGCUUUCCCCCGAAGGAACCACUCCUGCCACACCAGCAGGCCCCACUGGGUGAGCAGACCUUCCCCUGUGUCCAGUGCGGGGAGGGGUUUUGCCAGAAGGUGACUCUCCUCCGGCCACAGCACGGCCCUGCCACCGAGGCUGCCGGGGGGUGCACUGCAGCCUUCAGCCACGGCCCGCACCUUCUGGGGCACCUGGGGGUGCAGCCUGUCCUCGGGGAUGCAACCCCCCCGGCUCCCCAGGCCCCCGGGGCGGAGAAGCCCUUUAUCUGCAACCAGUGCGGCAACAGCUUUGGCCUCUGGCUCUCCCUUGUGGCCCACCAGAAGACCCACGUCGGGCAGAAGUCCUACCCCUGCCCCGAGCAUGAGAAGAGCUCCAGUGAUGAGCUGUCCCCCAAAGCUCCCCAGGAGAAGCAGGUGGAGGGGAGGGCCUGGGUGUGCCCUGAGUGCGGGAGAAGCUUCGUCCAGUAUGAGCGUUUGGUAAAACACAGGCAAAACCACCGGGGCCGAGGGCCCUACCGCUGCGAUGUCUGUGGGAAGAGGUUCAGCCUGAAGACCAACCUGGUGACCCACCAACGCAUCCACACCGGUGAGCGUCCCUUCACCUGCGGGGUCUGCGGCCGCCGCUUCAACCAGAAGGGCAACCUGGUCACCCACUACCGUACGCACACCGGGGAGCGCCCCUUUGCCUGCACCCAGUGCGGCAAGCGCUUCGCCCAGAAGCCCAACCUCAUUGCCCACCAGAAGACCCACACCGGCAGGCAGCCCUUCACCUGCCUGGAGUGUCCCAAGCGCUUCAAGAGCAAGCUCUCCCUGCGGGUCCACCAGCGAGUGCACGUGGCUGAGAGACCCCAGAGUGAGCCGGGCCAGGCCCCCAGCCUGCAGACCCACCCUGGGAGCCCCUACCCCUGCUCGCUCUGUGGGGAGACCUUCGAGGAGCACGGGGAGCUGCAGCUGCACCGGCAAGGCCAUGCCGGAGAGCGGCCGCAUGCCUGUGCCGAGUGUGGGAAGCGAUUCCGGCAGAAGGUGAAUCUGGCCGUACACCAGAGGACCCACACUGGGGAGCGGCCAUUCCGUUGCGCCGAAUGCGGGAAGGGCUUCAGCCAGAAGGCUCACCUUCUCCGGCACCGCCGGACGCAUGCCGGCGGUAUCCCGCCCUCCUGCUGCGAGGGGACCUGCCCAGCGCACCAGGAGCAGCCAGAUGGGAGCGGCGCUCCCCUGGGAAAAGGGGCAGAGCCCCCCAGCAUGCUGCUGCCCCCCUGCUCCCGUGGAGCUGCUCAUGGAUCACUGGCUCGGGAGGAGCUCCGGCCGGGAGCGCAGCCCCCCAACAGACCGGAGAGCCCCUCUGGGGCGGCCGACAUCCUCCUGCAGCUGAUGCAGGAAGACCACCACCUUGUGCCCGGUUCCCACCACCCGCAGGAGGGUCCCGCGGGGCAGUGCCCCUGUAAGUGCACCGAGGGCGGGGAAGGCUUGAGCCCGAAGCCACCGAGCCUGCCGCCGCAGUGCUGCUGCGCCGACUGCGUGAGCCAGCGACAGCUGCUCCUCAAGCCCCAGCCCGACUGCCGGGCAGAGCUCUGGUGCAAGUACGGUGGCUGCGGCAGAAGCUUUGAGGAGAAACGAGUCCUGAGAGUGCCUGAAAGAGCGCAUGGUGACGAGAAGCCCUCGCCAUGCCCCAGCUGCUUGUAACGCCCGCGCAGGCUGCUGAAAACCUGCCUCUGGGCGAGGGACUGGACCUCAUCGCUCUUGCACUAAAAGACACCAAACCUAAUGAGGCGGCGGCUGGCGCUGGGGGCCCAUUGCUGACCAAACAAGGACAGUGCCGAGGGAAAGCUGCAAGCUGGGACUCGUGGUGCCUGCCAGGAUGUGGCGGUGGCGGUGGUGGGGGCUCAGGAGGAGCGUGGUGGUUUUGGGAACUGAGGACCCUGCGGGUGGGUAUCGAAUGGGGUGAAGCAGGAGACCGACUCUGAUGCACCGCAUGAGCUUUCUGUCUGGUGAACAUACCAAAUCUAUGGAGGGGACGGAGCUAAGGAGCAGUGGCAGGGCCCUGGGUCCACGAUGUUCGCUCCUGCUGUGGCCGCACAGACUGUAGGGAGUGGGAAGAGCUUGGGAUCUGGGAUCUAUCAGCUUAAAAACUGCUUCCAUCAUGCAGCAGACCUUGCAGUGGCACGUCUGCCUGCUCCUGCCUUUGGUCCAAGCAGAGGCCCAGAGACAGCCAUGGGGCAGAGAGGGGCCUCUGUGGGUCACAGGCUUCUUCCAGAACCCUCCAUCCUUCUCCUCCAGACUGGACAUCAUUCCACAAGAAUGCGUUUGGACUGGAAGAGCCGAGACCCGCUGGCAGCCGCCAGUGGAGGGGAGCAGCCUGGCCAGGCUGGGUGGGAGGAGAGCACUGCAGGAGGCAGGGAGAGCUGGGGAGAGGUGUCUGGGCCCUUCCUGCCUGGGGGGCCACCUCCUGCCAGUGCUCCCUGGCCAAUGUGGCAGGGGCCGGCUGGUGGCUUCCCUGGGGGUGGAGCAGAGGCGCUGGCCGAGCACCGGAAAAAUGAGAAACAGCCGGGAAACGGCGUGGAAGCAUCUCUGCUCACCUCUGCUUCCCAAAGGGACCCGGGAGGAGCCUGCCCUCUGAGCCCGGGGAGGGGGGGGGCACGCAGGGUGAUGGGGGGGGGGUGGGGAAGGGGUGGGGAAGGGGGGGUGUAGCUUUUGCUUCUCUACUUGCUCUGUGGAUAAUCUUUCUGACUAGCACCUCUUUCUGGUACUCAGUUAACUUCUGGAUAAGUAACCCACAUGCACUGGGGUGGUGGCCAUAGCCUGCGGAGCUGUGGUGGUAGCUUGUGGCAGUGGUGUCCACUGUUUCCCUGCUGGCACGGGUUCCUGGCUGCCGGCAGCGGCAGGGGUGCAUGGGAGGCACAGGUUGCUUGCCAGGGCUUGCCUGGUGCAUCUCUGCUUCCCUGUCGGCGCAGCAGAGCCCAUGGUACCGGGAGGCGAAGCUGGGGAGCCAUGUUGGCGGGGCAGAGCUUUAGAAAUGGGAACCGAGCGCCUGAAAGCCAGCGUGGUUGCGGAGGGCGCUUUGUCUGGGAGGGGAAACCCACCUCGGCUGUUGCGUCCGAGGGGCGCCACUGGCCUACCGCUCCCCUCCCAUGUGCCACCAGCUCUGCCCGGCUGUGCCACAGCAGCCGUGUCUUGCCGCGCUGGGCUGUAGAGCCGCGUGGCUGCAACCACUGGACAGUGACCUUCUUUGCAAACACCUGGGAUGGCGUUACCGCAGCCCAGCUCAGCACCACGCUGCUCACCACCAGCACCCAGCUACUUGCAUAUGUUCCGGGGGUGCAGCGUAAGGGGAGGCUUUGUCACCUGCCGGGGGCCAGGGUGGCAGCUGGGGGGACGCCGGGAUGGUCACGACUGGAGCUUUGGCUGGGGUGCAGCACCCUGAGCCAACAGCAGCCAGCUGGGAGCUGCCUGGAACCCAAAAUCUGGUAGGCGGGGGUGGGUGUCCACCCCUGUCCCCCCUCACCCGCUCUCCCCAGGGCACGUGUGUCCCCCUCCUCCCCUCUGCCCCGCUCCAGCAGCAUUUCAGGUCCUUGCAAUUCUAUUUUUUUGAGGUUAUUUAAAAUAAAAGCUUUCUCACAGCA
Messenger RNA from Falco peregrinus (peregrine falcon), 6594 nucleotides. RefSeq names its product zinc finger protein 271-like. Gene Ontology annotation, molecular function: DNA-binding transcription factor activity, RNA polymerase II-specific; RNA polymerase II cis-regulatory region sequence-specific DNA binding. Lineage: Eukaryota; Metazoa; Chordata; Aves; Falconiformes; Falconidae. The coding region runs from base 1667 to 4657 and encodes 996 amino acids. Gene Ontology annotation, biological process: regulation of DNA-templated transcription. The record is from RefSeq and is a predicted model, not a curated record. The transcript has 5 exons.